AUGCGGACGCUCUAUAUCCUCGGGUUCAUCGCGAGCCAUAUAUCGCUAGCAGUCUCUCAGUCCGCCGUUCCCCCAUCCCAGGAUUCCUGGUAUACUCAGCCCUACGACAUCGACCAGUAUUACCCGGGGCAGAUGAUUCGCACUCGCCAAGUCUCCAACCGAUUGCAGUCAUUGCUAGCUCUUCCGGUGGAUGUGUCGGUUGAGACCGUUCAUCAGUACAUGUACCGGACUACGGAUAGUCUAGAUAACCCCGUUGCGGCCGUGACUACGUUAAUGGUUCCAUUCGAUUCGGACCCGACAAAGCUACUCGCUUAUCAGACGGCCUACGACACAUCAAAUGCCGAUUGUAGCCCCUCCUAUGCGCUGCGCUAUCGAUCUUUCCUAGACGGCACAACAUCGCUUCUCAACAGCACCGCACCGAGUGACAUGCCUCUACUAGCCACAGCCUUAAACCAAGGAUGGUGGGUCCUCACCACCGACUACGAAGGCCUCGACGGCCACUACGUCGCGGGGAUAGAAUCCGGCCGAAGCACGCUGGAUUCCGUGCGGGUCGUGCUCACCGAGGGACAAAAGAUCGGUCUUUCCCCGGAUGUCCGAUACGCCAUGACCGGGUACUCGGGGGGCUCACUCGCCUGCGGAUGGGCCGCGGAGCUGCAGCCCUCGUACGCUCCGGAGCUGGACUUCGCGGGCGCCGCGCUAGGCGGAACCAUUGCCAACGUGAGCUCCGCGCUGCGUCUCAUCCACGACGUUCCCUUCGUGGGACUCGCGUUCCAAGGCAUCAAUGGCCUGUCGAAGGCGUAUCCGAACCUGACCGAGUGGCUGGACGCGAACCUGAUCCCUGAGAAAAAGGACGAGUUCUAUCACAUCGCCAGCGCGUGUAGCGUGCCCGAGACGGCCGCAAGGGCGGGCGGUCAGGAUAUUUUCUCGUAUUUUGUGAACGGCGAGGACUCCAUCUCGGAGGAUGUUCCGGCGUCGGUGCUUGAGUCGGCGGCGCUGAUGGGCGUGCAUGGGACGCCGACGAUGCCGUUGUUUGUGUACAAGGCUGUGAAAGAUGAGAUCAGUGCCGGGGAGGAUACGGAUGAGUUGAUUGACAAGUAUUGUGACGAUGGGGCGACGAUUGAGUAUCAGAGGGAUUUGGUGGGAGGGCAUCUCACGGAGGCUAUUACUGGGUCGGCGAGUGCGUUCAAUUGGAUAGCGGAGCGGUUGGAUGGCAAGACGGUGGAUCAUGAAGGAUUGUGCAUUAAGCGCGAUGUUCUACUCACGGAGCUGGAUAAAGGCACGAUUGCGUUUUUCGGGAAGGAGGUGUUUACGUUGUUGAAAGUUACGUUGGGAGGGAUGUUAGGAAAAUAG
Molecule: messenger RNA, 1350 nt
Organism: Aspergillus steynii IBT 23096
Lineage: Eukaryota; Fungi; Ascomycota; Eurotiomycetes; Eurotiales; Aspergillaceae
Product: putative lipase 2 precursor
Exons: 2
Coding region: 1-1350 (449 amino acids)
Biological process (GO): lipid catabolic process
Molecular function (GO): triacylglycerol lipase activity
Source: RefSeq, a predicted model, not a curated record